Messenger RNA from Scophthalmus maximus (turbot), 2435 nucleotides. It is a transcript of the gene bbs1, whose product is annotated as Bardet-Biedl syndrome 1. Gene Ontology annotation, cellular component: BBSome; centrosome; axoneme. Gene Ontology annotation, molecular function: smoothened binding; patched binding. The record is from RefSeq and is a predicted model, not a curated record. NCBI's taxonomy places the organism in Eukaryota, Metazoa, Chordata, Actinopteri, Pleuronectiformes, Scophthalmidae. The coding region runs from base 308 to 2053 and encodes 581 amino acids. The transcript has 7 exons. Gene Ontology annotation, biological process: protein localization to cilium; non-motile cilium assembly.
CGCAGAGCCGGAUCAGGAUGUGAUCAGGAUCAGGAUCGGGAUCGGGAUCGGGGUCUGAGGCGGAUCAGCUGCUAGAACGUUUCUUCACGUGGAUCCAUCAGACUGGAUCGUGACGUGGGUCCAUCAAGCCUCGCUCUGCUCUGCGACACGCGAAGACACGCGACGAUACGUUUCCAUGACAACGGCGACGAGGAGGCGGAGGGAGGAUUAACGGUGGUGAAAUACGACAGUUAUAGAUCCUGUGUGACUCACCUGUGCAGCUGCUGUUCCUGUCUGACGUCCCUGUGUGAAUAAAGUUGGACUCAUCAUGUCUGAGUCAAGCGGCAAUGGAGGGAAGUGGCUGGACGCUCACUACGACCCGGUGGCGGGCCUCUUCACCUUCUCGCCCUGCGUGGACCUGGCGGACCUGAGCGGCGACGGGGAGAGCCGGCUGGUGGUGGGUGACCUGGGCUCGGGCUCCACCGGCAUGAAGCUGAAGGUGUUCCGGGGCACGGCGUUGCUGAGCGAGAGCACGCUGUUGGACCUGCCCGCCGGCCUCGUCGCCUUCUUCAUGGACCUGCACGAGCCGCGCAUCCCUGCCGUCGCUGUGGCGUCUGGACCCUGCGUCUACGUCUACAAGAACCUGAGGCCGUACUUCAAGUUCACCCUGCCCGGUCUGGAGGUCAACUCGCUGGAGCAGGACGUGUGGCAGCAGGCGAGGGAGGGUCAGAUCGACCCUCUGACCCUGAAGGAGAUGUUGGAGAGCAUCAGGAAGAAGGCGGACGUCCCGCUGUCCAUGCGCUCGCUCAGGUUCCUCUCCCUGGAGACGGACGACAUGGACGACUUCGUCCAGCUGCACAAACAGCAGCCAAUCAGACGACAGACGGUCAUCACCUGCAUCGGGACCCUGAAGAAGAGCACGGCCGACGAUGAUGGCGUCAGCUGCCUGGUGAUCGGGACGGAGAGCAGCGACGUGUACGUGCUCGACCCUGAGGCCUUCGUCAUCCUGUCCAAGAUGUCGCUGCCCGCGGCUCCCACCAUGAUGGAUGUGACGGGGCAGUUUGACGUGGAGUUUCGCAUCACGGUGGCGUGUCGCGACGGAAACAUCUACGUCCUGCGCAGGGAGUCGGACAAACCCAAGUACUGCAUCAAGCUGUCGUCUCACCCGGUGGGUCUGGUUCGAGUCGGGAAGAACGUGAUGGUCGGCUGCACGGACGAGAGUCUGCAGGGCUUCACGCAGAAGGGGAAGAAGCUGUGGAGGACCGUCCUCGCAGCUCCCAUCACCACCAUGGCGGCCAUGGACCUCCCCACCCGGGGUUUCCAGGCGGUUCUGGUGGGCCUGGCUAACUGUGAGGUUCAGCUGUACCGGGACAAGAACCUACUGAGCACCAUCAAGACGCCCGACGUGGUCACGAGCAUCUGCUUUGGCCGCUACGGACGCGAGGACGGGACACUAAUCAUGACCACCAAGGGAGGCGGCCUGAUGGUGAAGAUCCUGAAGAGGACGGCGGUGUUUGAUGACAGGGACGGCGCCCCCGGGCCGCCACUGGCACAGAGCGUCCGCCUCAACGUGCCCAAGAAGACCAAGUUGUACGUGGACCAGACGCUGCGGGAGCGGGAGAAUGGCCUGGCCAUGCACCGCGCCUUCCAGAUGGACCUGAGCCGCAUGCGACUCACCGCUGCCAAGGCCUACGUCAAGGCCCUGGAGUCCAGCCUGGCGCCGGUGUCCUCCAGCAUCUCGGAGCCCCUCAAGAUGAACGCCGUCGUCCAGGGCCUGGGUCCGUCCUUCAAACUGACCCUGAACGUCCAGAACACGGCGGCCUGUCGGCCCGCCACCAACCUGGCCAUCAGCUUCCUGUACGACGAGGGCCUGUACCGGAUGAGGAACCCGUACAUGAGGAUCCCGCUGCUGGUGCCCGGACUCGUCUACCCGGUGGAAACGUCCGUGGAGUGCACCAGCGACAAGGGCAUCUCUGACAUCAUCAAGGUGUUUGUCCUUCAUGAGGGGAGGAGCUGCCCGCUGCUGACCGCCCACAUCAACAUGCCGGUGAGCGAGGGAGAGAUGCUCAACUGACAAACGGCGAACGUCACGGGAAUUCCUCUGGUUCAUGAACGCAUCAUCUGAUCAGAGUACGGAAGCAAAGAAAGAGACAAACGUUUCACUUCCAUUGAAAUAUUCUGUUUUGAAAAACAUCUGAAUGAGCACGUUCAUGAAUUAUUUUGUUCUUUCUUUCUUCCGUACUGGCAGAUUUCUUCAUCUAUAGAAUCGAGCUGUUGACUCGUCUGCUGAAAAACGUUUGUAGAUUUUUUCCAGAAGCUGCAGAUUUACAGUUUGUGUCGAUGUUUUUGUGUGUAAAGUUUGUUUGAGCUCAGGGAUAAAAAAUCAUGAAGUUUUGUACAGAAACAUGAACUUGUGUCGUGUGUGUAUACAAAUAAAAUGUAAUAUUAUAAACACA